GCGUAUAGAGGCAGCGACGGUCGUUCAGCGGCCGGCAUGCGUUGUCAGUUAUUUCUCGGCAGCGACUGCCGUCAGACACUUGGUUACAUGCGCGCCGUUCACCGUCCUGGCUUUUGUCGUGUUUGCCUGCAUAGGUGCUUGGACAGUUGGUCGAUAGAAAAAUGCGAUUUCUGAUAUAUGGAUGAGACAAUAAAAGAAAGAGCAGAAAAUUGUUGUGUUACGAGGGAAACAGUACUUGUGAAGAAGUUUUGAGAAACUUUAUAAAUAUCGGACGAAAACAUGGAUAUGGAUACAAUACGAGAGGAUGGUUAACACAGGAGAUUUAUUUACAUCGGAAAGUGUACGGUAGAUCUUGAAAACACAGUCCCGUGAUACGUUCUCUUUCGUUUGAAAUUCCCGCGUUGCGUGUAAUUCUUUUUUUAAUGCGGACGCUGUCCAUUCUGGAUAUUUGUAACGGUGAGUGUGAUUUCGUUAGUGUUCCGUGCAACGCGCGUGUUCGGUAUUGUCGCGUCUCGGAAUAUUUUCUAGUUUUCUUUAAUCCGGAUUUCUUUUUUACGACUCUCACAUACGUAUGCGGGGCAUCAUCUUUCUCAUUUGUUAUGUGACGUGUUGGAGGAUAUGAUUCUCCAUGACGAUUUUAUAAGUGUUACUGGAACGAGUUAUGCGAGGAGAGCAACUUUAAUGCGAUUCGUGAUUCUAAUGUUGAUCGCCAGUUGUGUUUCAAAGUAGCAGAGUAUGGUUUCUGUAGGAAGAAUAGUAACGGUGGUCCAGCUUCCGUAACGUCGUCCUCUGUCGUCGAGGUGUUUUAUUUGAAAAUUCCCCCGAGCUCAGAAGAAAAGGUUAAGAGCAAAAGAGGCAUCUCGGAAUAAGAUCCUAGUGGACCUCGGAGUGUAUAGUGGUGUACAGUGUAUUUAAUCGAAAUACAGUGCUAAGUUUCGUGUGACGUCAAGCGAUUUAAACAGCGCGGGUAAAUACUGGAAUUAUGUGCGCGAGGAUGCGAUUAGUAACCGUGAACAUAGUGAUGACCUUGCCCAGUUAAAACUCGCGAUUUACAGUGAGUUACCAACCGAAUAGAAAGUCGAAUGCGCCGACGUCCCGUGAAUUACAAUUCGUCACAGUUUUGUGAUCUCGCGAGUGAGAGCCCUUGAAAAACAAAAAAUAAAAAGUAAAUAAAAGUGGGUGGAAUCCAUGUUACUUUCGUAAAGGCGGGAGCUUGAAUCUUAUGACAGACUCUAGGGGGCAACCGAAUCUCGAGUCGGUAAUCUCUAUUUUAAAUCCACCAGUAUUCCAAGUCGCUAAUUCGAGAAUUGACAUUUGCUUUUUGCUCUCGAUACUGAGAGUCUGGUUCGGCUGCAUUCAGGUGGCCUCUGUCUCUUUCUUUUUCAGACGUUUUAGUGUAUCGAUUACGACAGUCGGGAAAUCAGCGCGUUACCUAGUGUCCCUAUGGGUAAAACUGCCAGGAAUCGACCGCGAUACGGCUGUUAAACUCGUCUCGUGUAAUUAUGUGCGCGUAACGCGAACGAUUUGUCAAGGAUUGAUGCUGUUUCAAUCGCAGGAAUCGCGUGUGCAAUAACAGUGUUCGUCGGGAUUCGAUUCGAAGUGCGCCGGGUCGUGAGAUUCGUAAAAGGGUACAAGGUACAACGAGGACUCGUGAAAAAUGGCUUACGUGUUGUGGCGAGUGUUCAUGAAGAAAUACUCCAAAGUACGACUCAGCAUUAGAAAUUUACCGGUUAUACCUGCCGAGCGUCGAGGACCCGAGAAGGAUGAGACGUGGACCCUAGCGUCCGAGGGUCCGGACCCGGUGUGCUGUGACCCGGAGGAGGUCAGGGAUGCCAGACACAAGGUCCUCGAGGUCCACUGCGCUCUGAAUCCGCAUCAGGAGACUGCGGAGUACGAGCCCAAUUUACCUAGGAGUCAUGAGACUCGCAAGAGCAAGACCAAAAGGGUCAAGAGCUACCUCAGAAAGUGCAAGGACGCUUUGUCCAGGUCUGAGGAAGGCAGCGUCGAGAGACGCAAGGAGAACUCUACUUCCUGGUACCUGGAUGAGAAUUCGCGCGCCGAAUGCCAACGGGUAGAGCCUCCGUCGCAGGAUGAUCUUGCGCGACCGGAAGUCGCUGCGGUACCGACUACCAAGGAGGACGAGGAACACGUAGGUCAGACUGGACCAGUUACGGAAGUACAGAAGGAGUACGAGAGGGGAAGCAAGAUGUCUCUCUACGAGGAUGCUACUGACCUGGUCCAGGAUCAUCAGCAUGCCGUCGAUGGGGAGAUCAACAAGGAAUCUUUGGAGACUCUGCUUGCCGAGGACUCUAAUUUAAACAAGUGCGACUCCAGUGAUACCCUCAUUGCUGAGGUGGUACCGGAAGUGGUCACUGCCAUCAAUGAGCUGGAGGUCGAGCUCACUUCCGGCGAUCACAAGGACAACCUGAGUCAGGAUACUUCGUUCGUCCCGGUUGCAGUUGGGAUACGCGCCGACGUCGCGUCCCUCGUACGGAAUUUACUAGGACCGCUAUAUGGCGAGGCUGUACUCGAUCUUCUCACCAGGCAGGCGCGCGAUAUCCUGGUGUGCGCCUACCACGGGAACCUGGAGAACUUCCUCAAGUCCUACCUGUCACCGGCGGCCGAUCUUCUCGGCGAGCUCAAGAGAAUCGCUAUGGAAAACGGAAACGAGAGUGUAGUUCCCGAGGGAUGGCCUUUGACCCUUGCGCGUAGUGGAGUUAUAUUACAAUUGGGCGAACUGGAGGCAUCGGCCCUUCGGAUCGGGGAAUGUUACCUGUGCGUCCGACAGGCAGCUGCAACUGCGACCGAGGUUAACGGCGAAAGUGCAAGGAGCAGCGUGGAGAUAGCCCUGGUUUGGAGAGCGUCGAUGCGGGCCCCGGGAAUUCUCGGUUGGGACCGGGAGGACGAGUAUAUGGACUGGCGGGAUACUCAAAAGGCCCCGCCAGCCCCGUCCUCAUCCUCGUCAGCGAAGUCCCGACCUCGACGAAGAUCCCGAGAGGAGCUACAGGCCAGACCGCGUGGAAGCAGCAGCGACACCGACAGCCGAUCUGCCGAAAGAUUCGAGGCAGCCGAGAGGAUCGAAUGUUCCGGCGAGGAUCGGGAAGACCUCGGCUUUGGCGUACCGGUCGCCAAGUCGAAGUCGAGCUCGAGCGUCGACUCCUGGAAGGAGGAGCCGACGGAGUGGAGACGUCGCCCGAAGAAUUCUAGUCUUUCGCGGGAGGCUGCGGGCGACUGGGAUAGCGGCAGGAAGAUCAAGAGGACCGGAAACGUGUCCUCGAUGACGAUGGAAAAGUGGAAGGAGACGACGAGGUGCGACCUGAAGAGUCGCGCCUUGAACCUGACCGACCUCAAGACCCCGUUCGACCUGGAGAAGGCAGCCACGUCGGACGUGCCCCAGUCCUCGGACAUUAACCAUCACCUUGGCGAACGUCUGCACCCUGACCAGGUCACCGACGACGACUUACCGGCUCUCAUAGAGACCCUGUUGGUCAGCAUCGAGAGGAUGAUCGAGCGCGUAUCGAUCGACGACAUCGCCUUCCCCUGUCCAGCCUGCAGAAACAUGGACACGGAUGAUCCUCUUCUGGGAUGCAGCUGCAGCGAUUCCUGUGACUGCACGGAGAGCAGCUGCCAGUGCGAGUCCAGGAGAAAGGAGCCAGGAGGUCGGAGCUUCGAGGUCGCCGGGAUCAAGCACAUCGACAGCGACGACGAAGAGGAGGUCAGGAUGGGUUUUGGCACGAAGAAAAGACUGGACGAAAUCACAGCACCAAGAACCAUCGACGAGCUACCCGAUCACGUCCUAAACUGCGGUCUGACACUCCCUGGAUACAGAGACUCUGCCGGAAGACUCGUAAUCGAAUACGAUUCCAGAAUCAGGGAGACACUCAAUGCCCGCGACAUGGCGACCUUUAUUCUCUACCUCUCGCGAUUGCCCAGCUUCGAACCCAAGGACGAGUUCACUCUACUGAUCAACGGGGAUCCGCAAGACGAUCUUGAACUGUUGGACAAGGCCCUUCUUCUCGUGCAGGAACGAAUACGAGUGCAGCAGGCCCUGCUCUUACGUAAUGGUCCUACGGAUAUUUCUGGCAGUGCUGUAUUUCCACGCAGUCAAAUAAAGGACGUCGUUGUCGUCGACGGCUCGACAAUCUGCAAAUACAUCUCUAGGCGAGACGGGGUCCACAGUCAGACGCACUGGAUUGCCUUUUAUAAGGAGUACGACAACCUCAUGACUGAAUGGCAGACCACCGGACGUCGCCUACUCCUGGAAAUGUCCGAGCUUAAGGACUCCUCUAGUAUCUCAAGGACUUUGACGCCGCUCAGCCGACUCUUGGCGGAUCCGACGCUGAGACGCACGUCGAGAGACGCCGAGGACGCCAUUGCGAGUCUGGAGGAAAGAGCUGGGCCCUUUUCGCACGUUGAGCACGUGAGGUUAUCCCUGGAUCGCGCGAGAAGAUUGAUCGAAGAGGUUGGCAACGCUGCUAAAAGGUUAGAAUCAUCAUUUGAAUCACGUCGCUCGACCCUGAGAAAUCUGAGCGUCCUGAGAAGCAUCGAGGAUCAGGCGCACGAGGUGUUAUCCUGGCUCUGCAAGAAAGGAGAAGACAUUCUGUCGAAACAAGCUCAACACACGGCAACUACGCUGACGGCUGCCAGACUGCACGAAAGGGAGUUUGAGAAGUUCUACUUCACCUCCAUGAGACACCUGGACAAGGGUAGCGACCUAGCAGAAGCCGCCAGCACCAGUGGGCUUCGCGAGUUGGCGAGGUCCUUGAAGCAGCAUCUUCGAGGAUUUGGGUCUCGUUUGGAAGACAGACGGGAGUACCUGGAGGACACGUCGAGAUGCUGUCUACUUCAGGAUCGAGCUUUCGAGUGGGCCCAGGAGGCCAGGGUGGCUGGGGAACGACGGGCUCAACAGUUCCUCAUGGCCAGGCCGCCGCUACCUCCGGAACACUUCACGGAGAUGAUGUCCCUGGCUGAGAAGCUGGGGAAUGAGAUACUUAUUGAACAGUGCCGUAUCGCUAGGAACAAGUGUCUGGAGGCUUUGGAAUUUACCAGGACGACCUCAGCGCCUGGAAGUCCUGCCAGGAGGAGAUCGUAUGCUGCCUCGGAAUCUGCUUGUUCAUGGGACGAUGCCUUAAUGAAAAGAACGUCCUGGGACGAGAGCGACAGUGCUUCCUAUGCUUGUCCCAUGGACGGUAUUGGAUCUGGAAGCGGUGGUAAACCCGUCCUGGAUAACAUCGCCGAGCUCCGCGAAAGUGCUGAACAGUUGUUGGACUGUUCACCACCGAGGACUCCUCCAAGAAGUCCUCCACCCAGGAGGCUCGCCAAGCCACCGGUCAAUUCGCAUCUUCAUAGAGCGCCGAGUAUCGCACCUGGAAUGAAGGCCAAAAAAACAAUACUGCUUAUAAUGAGGGAGAUGAUACAGACUGAACGAGACUAUGUGAAAUCCCUCGAAUACAUAAUAGAGAACUACAUACCGGAACUCGUGCGCGAGGACAUCCCUCAAGCUUUGAGAGGGCAGAGGAACGUAAUCUUCGGGAACGUCGAAAAGAUUUACGAAUUUCAUAGUCAACACUUUCUUCGUGAAUUAGAACAAUGCGAACAGUGUCCCAUGAUGAUUGGCCAGUGCUUCCUGAGACAUGAAAAGAAAUUUUACCUCUAUGCCCUAUACAAUAAGAACAAACCUAAUUCAGACUCCUUAAUGGCCGAAUAUGGUACUAUCUUCUUUAAAACCAAACAAUUGGAAUUGGGUGAUAAAAUGGAUCUGGCUAGUUACCUGCUGAAGCCUGUACAACGUAUGGGCAAGUACGCAUUGCUGCUUCAGCAACUGCUCAAAGCUGGAACGGAUCUAUCUGAACAAUUCGUCAGUAAAGAAGAUGAUAAGGAGGAUAAGGAAGAGAGUAAUAAACCAGUUGUCGAAGGUGAAGCUGAUCUUAGGGCUGCAGAGCAGAUGGUUCGAUUCCAGCUUCGCCAUGGAAAUGAUCUUCUAGCCAUGGAUUCACUUCGAGAUUGUGAUGUCAAUGUCAAAGAACAGGGCAGAUUGUUGAGACAAAAUGAAUUCCUCGUCUGGCAAGGAAAAGGCAAAAAGUGUCUUCGACAAGUUUUUUUAUUCGAAGAUCUUAUACUCUUCAGUAAAGCAAGAAGAUUCCCUGACAGAAAGAAUCUUGACAUCUACAUCUACAAGCAUAGUAUCAAAACGACAGAUAUCGGUUUAACAGCCGUGAUAGCUGAUUCCCCAACCAAAUUUGAAAUUUGGUUCCGUAAAAGGAAACCAGGGGACACGUACACCUUGCAAUGCGCCAGUGAGGACAUCAAGAAGGCCUGGGCCGAGGAACUUAGCAAUCUUCUCUGGAAGCAGGCGCUCCGAAACAGAGAAGUGCGCCUUGCGGAGAUGUCAAGCAUGGGUAUAGGAAAUAAGCCAUGUCUGGACAUCAGGCCCAGCGCGGACCAAAUAAAUGAUCGUUCCAUAAGCGUAGCUCAGCUCUCCAAGACACCAAGGUUCAGAAAUUCGAUAGCAGUGUCAAUAUCAGAAGAUUCUGGACGCUGCAGCAGGAGGCCUCAUAGCGUCAUCUCCGUGAGUUCCUCAUCCAGCAGUGGAGGAAGUAGUGGACCACCUACGACCCUUCAUCUUGGUCUGGAUACCAGUCCCCGUCCUCAUCAUCGGAGUACCACUCUGAAUAGUCAGUGCAGUGUUGAAAGCGGCAUUAUUGCCGACAUAUCCAUCGUCUCAGAUGAUGGUGGCGACGGAGCCGACAGAAGCCAUUGGAAUUCAACCUUAGAAAGUCCCACGUCAAAUUUGCCGACGACCUCAACGCCCAUUCAGUCGCCUACAAGCGCGACCGCAGCACCAGUUACCUCACCUUCAUCAUCAGACGCUAACCUCACACCUUAUGACCAAGACAUGUCCAUUAACCUGUGAAAAAACAUAAGAAAGUAAAUCGUACCAGAGAGAAAAUACACUCUAUGACAUAUGGGGAGAUAGCCCAGUGACGUCGAGAAGAGCAAGAAAAGGAUUUUCGAAAUUUUACUUCACAAGAAUAAUAUCCAAAUUUUGCUUCGAUUCUCGAGUUGAAAAUGGAGAGAGUAUGAGGCUGCUUUCCUCAGGACUGAGUCGAUGCUCCACCAAUUUUCGUUUCCAGUUCCAAUUCGGGUUCCUUGUAAUUAUCGAACCCUGCGAAGUCACUGGUGUUUUCUUUUAUGAGCAACUCGACGCUUUUUUAAUAUUUUCAUUACGCCUGGCUGUCACUGUAAUCAUGUAUAUUAAAUUAUAAAUUGGACAGGUGCGAGGCUCUUGGAAAUGCGUCAGGUUACCCUUUUUGGUUUACAGUUGUCAUUCCUGAUCGGUGGCCAUGGUGUUUUAAGGAUAUUGGAAAAAUUUGACAAAAUUUUCUAACUCUCAAUACUGCUGCUGAUACUACUGCUACUACCACUACUACUAGUAAUAUUAUUGAUAUUAAUAUGAUACAGCUCGUGUUCCGACUCCGUAUUGUGUUCGUUUUUGCUACGCAAGUAGCAAAGGUGGUAAAGAUGAAAACUGACUAUCGAUACUGAUUCGAUAACAAUAAAUAAAAGAUUUGUCCAUAUUGAGAGUUCGAUCUUGCAAUCGAAGCUAUGAUAGCUUCUUGGCCAUUUGCAGGAACAUGGAACGUAAGAGGGAAUCAGAAUAAAUGAAUUUUUGAAAAACCGAUCAGGAAUUUCAAAAUUAACGCGCACACAUACAUACCAUUUUUGUAUUAUAAUGUAAUAUUAAAAUUUAUACAUCGUAGCCACAAUUAAUAUAACCGAUAGUCUAUAUUAUUUCCAGAUUAUAUAUCAAAUAUAUAAUAUUAUAUUCUUCUUAUGUCAGUCAUUUGUACAACCUUUUUUUUAUUACCCGUAGUAAGUUCUAGCAGUUAGGAAAAAACUCUGGCCUGUAACGCAGAAGCCAAAUCUCUAAUUGUGUUCUUAUUUCAUUUUUAUAUUUCUCUUCUUGAACGCCUAUCUUUUUUUACUACACACUAGCGCUAAUUCUAGAAAUCCUUUAACACUUAAGUUUCCCCAGGUGUGGAUUUUCGUCUUGAAACUGCUUAAGAAAAAUCUUCAAUGUCAAGCUUACCUUCUUAAGACAAAUCCACACGUUCUUAUAAUACAGGCAUGAUUUUUAUUCAACCUCUUUAUCUUUACUUGAUUAAUGAUCUUAAUUGUCGUGGUAUCGUUAAAUGAUAUUUAAAAUUUUUCAAAAUGUAAUUAAGCCUUGAUUAUAAUCAAUUGGCUUUUUAAUUCUUAACUUUUGUCUUCUUUCUGUUUCCUCUUCGCCGUACUACGAUUCUGCGUCUCAAGCGUUAAGACACUGCAGUUAUUUGUAUUUUUAUGUUAGGACGAAGAUGAGGCUGGUAAGUGUUGUAAUUCAGUAAUUACGUAAUUAGCAUUGUCGAGUAAUUCUGAAUUGUUACACAGCUUACCAAGUAAACGAUUUCUAAUCGAAUAGCCAUUUUCAUUGCCAGGGUCUGCCAAGGUAUUGCGAAUAUAUCUCGUGGAGAGUGACCGAUGAAGUACCUAUCUUUUUUUAUUCUUUAUCUUUUUGGGACAGACAAGAAUAAAAGUACCUUAGUGAAACAUAGUAGACGUAGUAUGUACCUAGGGCUUGAAUAAGAAAAGAAGAACAAAUUUUAAAGAAUAAGGUACAUGUUCCAGUUACCGGACAAAGCGUGUGUGCAAGACAGAUGGAAAUACAGUUUCAUAAUGGACGUCCGAGGACUGAGACCGUAGCGUUAGGUGUCCGGCUACUGGAACUUUUACCUUCAUAAACGCAAGAGAGAGCUUCGGGCACAGUCUGAUGCACUUUAGAGGUAUCCAAACAAAAUUUCUUUAAAUUAAACUCUGUACCUAUUACUUAAAGUAAAAAAUGGCAAGGCUAGUUAACUGCGACCUUUUUAUUUUUUAUAUUAAUUUUUACUAUUUCAAUCAAAAUCUCUUUAAACUUCAUUAUUACCUGUUUUUCUUUUUCUUUUUAAUUAUUUCUACGCGGCUUCGUCAUCGAGCAAUGUACUAGACACAGAGAUCGGUGCACCCGGCUGUCGAGCAUCCUGCUCUUCGAAAGUACGACUAAGCGCAAAGAAAAAUUGAAGAAAAUUGUAAUAAAAAAAAAGAGAAAAAACAAGAGUGAUUUAUAUUUUUCCGCGAAUUUUAUGGUGUUUGGUAAUGCUUUUGGACCAGGGAUGCUGGCAUAGAUAAUAACCGCGGUACCUUAUCACUGAAGCUACGCCAAUAGUCACUUAACAUUGUACUCUUAGAUAUUUAUUAAUAUUUUUGUAGGUAGAUACUCCUUAGAAAUCCGUAGACGUAAGGAUCCUUGUAACAUCAUAUAUGGAGUGUAUAUAUUGAUUAAUUAAUGACAUAAUUAUUCGCAGUAUUUUAAUGUGUUUAACACCGAUGUAUUUUAUUACUUUAUUAAAUAUACUGUAUUGGGUGCCUUUUUGUAGCGAAA
This is a messenger RNA of Cephus cinctus (wheat stem sawfly), 9460 nucleotides long. Its product is annotated as puratrophin-1. NCBI's taxonomy places the organism in Eukaryota, Metazoa, Arthropoda, Insecta, Hymenoptera, Cephidae. The transcript is spliced from 23 exons. The record is from RefSeq and is a predicted model, not a curated record. The coding region runs from base 1658 to 6913 and encodes 1751 amino acids. Gene Ontology annotation, molecular function: guanyl-nucleotide exchange factor activity.